Molecule: messenger RNA, 1487 nt
Organism: Mollisia scopiformis
Lineage: Eukaryota; Fungi; Ascomycota; Leotiomycetes; Helotiales; Mollisiaceae
Product: FAD/NAD(P)-binding domain-containing protein
Exons: 4
Coding region: 68-1453 (461 amino acids)
Source: RefSeq, a predicted model, not a curated record
CUCCAAUCAAUUGUUUUCAAGAAGGCUAUCUUCCUAGAUACGUUCGGCAUUUAUAUGAUAUUCAAUCAUGGACUUCAUCAUAGUUGGAGCGGGCUGUGCUGGCCUCGUUAUGGCAAUUCAACUGAGGAGGAGACUUCCAAAUUCGAAGUUCAUGGUGCUAGAACGUGCCUCUUCCCUCGGAGGAACUUGGUACCACAAUUCUUAUCCAAGAUGUGCAGUAGAUAUGCCAUGUGUGACGUACAGCAUGUCGUUCGACCCCUCACAGACAUACCGCCAGUGGUUCCCUUCGCAGGGUGAGAUAUUACAAUAUAUUCACCGUCUUGCUUCGAAGGACAACAUCAACCAGCACCUACAAUUUAAUGUGGAGGUUGUCGAUGCCAAGUGGAGUGACAAAACGAAAAUUCGGACCGUAAUAUACAGGGACACGAGAACGUUAGAGCUAUGUGAGCAACAGACUAAGCUCUUGAUUUCCGCCAUAGGCCAAUUGGUGGAACCAAGCUAUGGGGACAUACAGGGCCUGGGUCAUUUUGAAGGUGAUGUCUUGCAUUGCAACCGGUGGGAUGAUCAUGUCAAGCUCAAGGGCAAGAAUGUCGUGGUUGUCGGUAACGGCGCGUCUGCUGCACAGGUUGUUCCAUCGAUCGUGCAACGAGUGCGAAGCUUGACUCAGUUGAUUAGAACGCCACAAGGCUAUUCGGAGCGAAAGAACCCCACCCUCUCACGAUUCACUGUAUGGAUGCUCAAGAAUAUGCCAUUCUUCCUGCGUGCGUGGAGGCAUUGGAACUUCCUCAAGCUCGAAAGCCGAUUCACGCAGUUCCGAAAUACCCCGCAAGGCGAAGACAUUCGACGGAAGAACAUGCAGCGAUGUCAAGAGCAUACCAAAGCAACCGCGCCGAAACAAUAUUGGGAUCUUCUCAUUCCAGACUAUCAAGCGAGCUGCAAGCGUGUCAUUGGGGACUUCGGUUAUAUGGCCUCUCUCAAUGCUCCCAAUUUGACAUUGAUGCGCGAUCCUGUCGUGCAGUGUGUACAAGCGGGCGUAGUCACCCAGUCUGGCAAACACUACGCGGCUGAUGUGAUUAGAUGGAAGGAUGACAUCACCUACCAUUACCAAACGACCGCUAUUUCUGGUUUUCCGAAUUUCUUCAUGCUGUACGGACCAAACUCUGCUCCACCAAACAUGUCGGCAAUCUAUUGCUUUGAAAAUUAUGUCGACCUCAUUCUCAAGCUGGUGGCACCGGUACUGGAUGGGCGGGUAGCCUCUGUGGAGGCAGAUUCUCAAGCAGAGGCAGAUUUUGUCGAAAGACUGCGCACUACCCUUGACGAAGGUGUCUGGUCAAGCUGCAAACAGCGAUCUUCGGAUCCAAAACGGAACGUGUAUAUGUAUCCGUGCAGUAACACAACGAUGUUCCGAAACACUCAUUCGCAAGAAGAGAAGGCGUGGAUUUAUCACAAGUAGGCAGAUGACCGCUCUUCAUUAGAAUGAUUCAUGA